AUGAAACCACUGCUCAUCUACGUAGAAUUGAUGAGGACAAAAGUGGAAAACCAUGAUAAUAUAACAUCCAUUAAGAAUAACGAAAUUGAAGGCCUUCAAAUGAAGAUAUCCCAAUAUGAAUCAGAUUUAAUAAAGAAUUUGAGAGAGCAGAUUAUUGCUGGAUUGAGGGAACAGAUCAUCAAAAAGGACAGCGAAUUAAAGCAGCAAAAGUUUGACCAGCAAAAUGUAUAUGAAACUAUCAUUCAGGAACUGAGAAACUAUAAAAAUAUAACAAAAAAUAUUGACCAAAAGAACCAGGAAAUAUCAAAAUUCCAAGGUCAAAUUAAUAGCGAGGCAGUCAAAUCGAGGGAGUUUCAGAAACAGUUGGAGGAACAAAAGAAAAAUAUUGACCAAAAGAACCAAGAAAUAUCCAAAUUCCAUCAACAGUUGGAGGAACAUAAGAAAUCCAUUGAGGAAAAGAAUCAAAAAAUAUCCAAAUUACAAAACGAUGUCAACAAAAGCGAUGUGAAAUUGGAGGACUUAAAGGAGAUUAAUUGCACAUCUUUUGGAGAUGCUCCUUGUGUUCAUAAAAUCAGUUUUUCUCAUUACUCCUUUGAUGUCUUAUGCGACUCGGAGACAGCAGGUCCUGGAUGGAUAGUUAUCCAGCAGCGAAUCAAUGGUAAAGAAGAUUUCAACAGGUCUUGGACAACAUAUCGCGAAGGCUUUGGUUCCUUUGAUGGCAACUUCUUCUUGGGCUUGGAUAAGGUCCAUCGCUUGACGAGCUACAAACCCCAUGAAUUCUAUAUACAUCUGGAGAACUUUGAAGGAGAAAUAGAAUAUGCGAGAUAUAAACAAUUUGAAAUUGCUGGCGAAAGCGAUGAAUACAAACUGAGCUUUAGUGAAUUCAGUGGCUAUAUUUAUAAAUAUUCAUCUACAGUAGACACAAUUGAAACUAUUCCCAUUUAUUUGUCUGUCUAUUAUGAUUCUGUCAAAUAUGAUUUUAUGCUACUGCGAAAUAAAUAA
Messenger RNA from Drosophila grimshawi, 1002 nucleotides. Its product is annotated as fibroleukin-like. The transcript is spliced from 2 exons. NCBI's taxonomy places the organism in Eukaryota, Metazoa, Arthropoda, Insecta, Diptera, Drosophilidae. The coding region runs from base 1 to 1002 and encodes 333 amino acids. The record is from RefSeq and is a predicted model, not a curated record.